GUGGAAAAGCGUGUGAUGAAGAACAUUGAGGAAUAAUAACCCACCAGGUUUAGAAAAGGUUAAUUUCAAAAAUAGAUUUGUUAAUUGGGUUACAUUACAUUACAUCCAAUCCAGGGCAGUCCUCUGAUUUUCCAGCCUGUAGUGUCGGGCAAACAAAUGGUUAUGUCUGUUCCCUCUAUUCUUAGCCAUUUUCCAGUUUCCUUCCCAUUCCUCGUAUAAAUAUAUGCGUUGUUCUUCCAUCUACAGUCAGAGAGAAAAAGAGAUAUCAAAGAGAGAGAGAGAGAAAGAGGGUGAAAAAAAAAUGGGUAAAGGAGAUGAUCAAGAAGGUGUCGUAGCCGGGGGCUUCUUCUGGUCCUACACCGACGAACCCCAUGCCUCACGACGUCGUCAGAUCCUCUCCAAAUACCCUCAAAUCAAGCAACUCUUUGGCCCCGACUACUCCGCUUUCUUCAAGAUUAGUGGAGUUGUUUUGCUUCAGCUUGCUACCGGUGUUUUGCUUAAAGAUGCUGGGUGGGUGAAGAUAUGUUUAGUAGCAUACUUUUUUGGGUCAUUUCUGAACCACAAUCUGUUUUUGGCUAUCCAUGAGCUGAGUCACAACCUGGCCUUCUCAUCUCCAUCCUUGAACCGUUGGUUAGGGAUAUUUGCGAACCUCCCUAUAGGUGUUCCCAUGUCUGUUACUUUCCAGAAGUAUCACUUGGAGCACCACCGGUUCCAAGGUGUAGAUGGUGUUGACAUGGAUAUCCCUAGUCUUACCGAAGUUCAUCUUGUGAAAAACGUUGUUGCAAAAACCAUUUGGGUGUUUUUACAGCUAUUCUUUUAUGCACUUAGACCUCUCUUUCUUAAGCCAAAGCCUCCUGGCUGUUGGGAGUUCGUGAACUUCUCUGUUCAGAUUGGACUUGAUGUCUCAAUGGUUUACUUUUUUGGCUGGAAAUCGCUUGCUUAUUUGAUUCUUUCUACAUUUCUUGGUGGUGGGAUGCAUCCAAUGGCUGGCCACUUCAUUUCAGAGCAUUAUGUGUUCAAUCCUGAUCAGGAAACAUAUUCUUACUAUGGACCUCUGAAUUACCUCACUUGGCAUGUGGGCUACCACAAUGAACACCAUGAUUUCCCAAGAAUUCCUGGAAACAAGCUUCAUCUGGUGAAGGAGAUUGCUCCAGAGUUUUAUGAUAGCUUAUCAUGCUACAGAUCUUGGAGCCAGGUCAUUUACAUGUACAUCAUGGAUCGAACAAUUGGACCUUUUAGCAGAAUGAAGAGAAAGUCCAGUAAAGCUCAAUAGAUCAUCCACUCCUCCCUCUUUUGUGAUGUCUCAACUUUUCACAAUUUUCUGUGCAACACAACAAUCUAAUAUAGUUUUUGACCCAAAUAGCAAGUUCUUUGU
Molecule: messenger RNA, 1375 nt
Organism: Vigna angularis (adzuki bean)
Lineage: Eukaryota; Viridiplantae; Streptophyta; Magnoliopsida; Fabales; Fabaceae
Product: sphingolipid delta(4)-desaturase DES1-like
Exons: 2
Coding region: 224-1273 (349 amino acids)
Biological process (GO): ceramide biosynthetic process
Cellular component (GO): membrane
Molecular function (GO): sphingolipid delta-4 desaturase activity
Source: RefSeq, a predicted model, not a curated record